AUGCCGAAUACCAAUAAUACCGUCGGUAUGACUACCCGUUCCCGCGCGAAUGAACCUAAGAAUGAUGGCGAACAGGAUGAAGGAAAUUUGAACGUCAUGGGUACUGCACAACAGAACGAAAAUGCACAAAGUGCUGUGCGACUAACCGAGAAAAAUUCGCAGCACGAUAUCUUCGCCAAUGGAGGGACACUAGGUGAACAAAAUAAUUCGGAAAAAACUUCGCAAAAUGGAUCGAACGUCGAGAGCGUGAAUGCAGUCGAUACGAACGCUAUGCUCAAUACGCUGAUGGUGCAAAAUAAUAUGCUCAUGGAGUUAUUAAAAUUGCAACAGAAUAAACCACUCAACGACAUAACCAUUGCUCCGGAUUUAGAUAAGUCGAUACCGGUUUUCAAUGGUCUUAAUACUGGUUAUCAAGCGUUAGACUGGUUGAGGACUGUGAAUGGAGUUGCCAAUUUACAUCGGUGGCCCGAUAAUUUUAAGUUACAAUCCGUACGAGCAAACUUAGAUGGUGCAGCCCGACAUUGGUAUGCGUCACGCGACAUCGAAAACUGGCCGGAUUUCGAAAGACAAUUUCACAAAACAUUUGUUGGUACCGUUAUGACCGGUGACCGGUGGAAAGAAAUGUCCCGUCGUGUUCAAGUUCGAAAUGAAAACAUCCACGAGUACUUCCACGAAAAAGUACAUCUUUUCGUAAUCACAGAGACGAAGACGAAUAAUUCGUUAAGCGACGUAGUCGAAUAUGGACGCUUGGAUGCGUCACGUUCGAGUCGCAUUCGUCAUACAAUUAUCGAUGCUAAGGAAAAGGACACGUACAAAACAGGUGUAACGCGAUCAACUGUUGUAGCUACACCGAAGAAAGAUCAGACAAAAACUGUAACAACCGGAACACUAACUACGCGCUCGUGUUAUAAUUGUGGCUCGAAAGACCACAUUUCGCCGCAAUGUCCAAAGCCGAGAAGGGAGAAGGGCGCGUGCUACGAAUGCGCGGCGACAGAUCAUCAAAUAGGAACCUGCCCUACACGUAAGAAACGAUUCGGUGAUGACGGAAAAUCGAGGUCGGCUGGGCUGAUGAAUAUUGACGUGGAGGGCGACAGUGGGCCAACAGACGAGUACCCGAUGCCGUAUGAAGUUCGGUGCAAAUACAAUGUACCAGUGGAGGGAGAGGAGUGUCAUGUCAGAUUCAACGCGGUGGUCGACACAGGAAGUCCGGUAAGCUUACUUAAACGCGAUUUUGUUCCGAAUAAUAAUUUUGUACUUAAAUCCGCGGACGGUUGUAAUUUUUCGGGAAUUAAUGGCGCGAAAGUCGAGGUAUUGGGUAUUUUUGAAACAAAAGUAUUGGUAAAUAAUAAUAUGAUGAAUGUUACGUUUUAUAUUGUAUCAAACAAUACUAUGAGUGCAAGUGCGAUUUUGGGUAGAGACCUUUUAACAAAACCGGGAUAUAAAGUCGAGUUUAUAAAUAAUGAGGUAAACAUAAUUAAGGUGAACGAGAAUGAGACCGUGAAAGAGACAGUCGAUAAUUGGAACGAAAUAUUAUGUAUUGAUUUUAACUCAGACGUAAACGUGGGUACAGAUACUGUGAACGUAAAUCCCGAUUUAGACUGUGAUGUAAAUGAUAAAUUUAUUAAAAUUUAUAACGUUGAAUACCUAGCGCGAAUAAAUGUAGAACCACAUAGUGAUAAUAAUUGCAAUUUUGAAAUGAAAAUAGUGUUGAAACACGAACAACCUAUAUCUUUUAGGUCGAGAAGGUUGUCGUAUAGCGAGCAAGGUAGUUUGCGUAAUAUUAUCGACGAAUUGUUAUCCGAAAACAUAAUAAGACCAAGUAAUAGCCCCUAUAGUAGUCCGAUUGUAUUAGUGAAAAAAAAAAAUAAAAGUUACAGGCUGUGUGUUGAUUAUCGAGAGCUUAACAAAAUUACAGUUAAAGAUAAUUUCCCGGCGCCUUUAAUAGAUGAUCAAUUAGACCGUUUAAAAGGAAAAAAAAAUAUUUACUUCGUUAGAUUUGAAAAAUGGUUUUCAUCAUGUACGCAUGAACGAAGCUUCUAUUCCAUAUACGUCAUUUGUCACGCCUAUAGGGCAAUAUGA
This is a messenger RNA of Metopolophium dirhodum (rose-grain aphid), 2079 nucleotides long. RefSeq lists its product as uncharacterized. The coding region runs from base 1 to 2079 and encodes 692 amino acids. The record is from RefSeq and is a predicted model, not a curated record. Gene Ontology annotation, biological process: proteolysis. The transcript has 2 exons. NCBI's taxonomy places the organism in Eukaryota, Metazoa, Arthropoda, Insecta, Hemiptera, Aphididae. Gene Ontology annotation, molecular function: aspartic-type endopeptidase activity; nucleic acid binding; zinc ion binding.